Messenger RNA from Miscanthus lutarioriparius, 837 nucleotides. NCBI's taxonomy places the organism in Eukaryota, Viridiplantae, Streptophyta, Magnoliopsida, Poales, Poaceae. The record is from the annotation of a GenBank genome assembly.
AUGGCCACCUCCGCCGCCCUCCGCCGCGCGCCCUGGGCGUCGGCGGCGGCGGCGGCGCGCGGUCUCCUUGGGGCCAUGAGUGGCUGUCGGGUCCCUCCUCCCCAUCGCCUUCCAUACCGCGCUGAGCGCUCCGCACUUCUCUCCUCCCUCUCGGCCGCCCCGCAGCCGGGCGCCGCUGCCGAUGCCCACCUCAUCCGGGUCAUAAACUAUGAGAUCUCCUGCGCCCAACAAGACUGCAAGAAGCGCGACUGGGUAGACCCUGCCAUCUCUUUAUUGUCCUUCCGUUUUGGAUGCUCCUUCCUCACAGCGAAGGAAUUAGGGGAGUGGUUCCCUUUUGAGAUCCAGGAUAAGGAGGGUACCACUAGGAUAAUUCUCACCAGGAGAGAUCAGAAGGAGCAAAUUGAAGUGGAGGUGUUCUUGCCGAGCGCUGCCGAUCCAGUGGAGCACAAUGGUGAGCAGAAGGAUGAUACAAAAGAUGACAACAGCCAGGAUCAUGCUAUCAAUGGUCCUGCGAAUCAGUACUAUAUCCCGCUGGUGGUGAAAAUUCACAAAGGGAUGGCUUCGUGGCUGGAGAUCAGCUGUAGGUCUUACCCUGAUGAACUUGCCAUUGAGAGCUUGGCGUUUGGACCGACGGACAAGUCUGUUGAUUCAUCAAAUGUUGAAGCUAAGAUAUGUAAUCUUCCUGAGGAACUUCAGCAAGCAUUUUAUGCCUACUUGAAAAGUAGAGCCAUUUCGUCAGAUGUUACCAAUUUCUUGCAUGCGUACAUGAUAAACAAAGAGUGCCACGAGUAUCUCGCUUGGCUGAGAAAACUUAAGGGUUUGAUUAAAAGUAAAUGA